Messenger RNA from Amaranthus tricolor (Joseph's coat), 2473 nucleotides. RefSeq lists its product as uncharacterized. The record is from RefSeq and is a predicted model, not a curated record. Gene Ontology annotation, cellular component: catalytic step 2 spliceosome. The transcript is spliced from 2 exons. Gene Ontology annotation, molecular function: protein binding; mRNA binding. The coding region runs from base 106 to 1881 and encodes 591 amino acids. Lineage: Eukaryota; Viridiplantae; Streptophyta; Magnoliopsida; Caryophyllales; Amaranthaceae. Gene Ontology annotation, biological process: mRNA splicing, via spliceosome.
AUUUUGUAGACCGUCUCACAGUCAUCGUCUUUCAUCUUCACAUCUCUUUCCCCAAUUUAAUUCAAAAAGCCCUAAUUUUCCCUUCUCCCCCACCAAAACCCUUCGAUGGAUCUCCUCAAAAACUACACGGACAUGGCGGAAGACGACGAUGAAGAACCCCAAUCUCACCAAUCCGACAACGACAAUGAAGAAUCUGAACAAGAAACUUCAAUUAUCUCACUUCCAUCGAAAUCAGCAGCACCAAAAGUAGACGAUACAGCACUUUCUCUUCUCUCUGCAACCUCAACAACCGCCAUAUCCACCAAACCUUUAGACCCAACUCAACAUUUAGUUUCCUACAAUCCCACCUUCGACCAACUCUGGGCACCCAUUUAUGGCCCAGCUCAUCCUUACGCUAAAGACGGGUUAGCGCAAGGUUUACGAAAUCAUAAAUUAGGGUUUGUUGAAAACGCGGCCAUUGAUUCGUUUGUGUUCGAUGAACAAUAUAAUACGUUUCACAAAUAUGGGUAUGCUGCAGAUCCUUCUGCUUCUGCGGUUAAUAAUUACGUGGGUGAUUUUGAUGCGCUUGAGAAAAAUAAGGGGGUUUCUGUGUAUAAUAUUCCUCAAAGUGAGCAGAAACGACGUAGAAUAGAGAAGAAGAAGGAAAAGGAGGAGGAAGAGGAAGAGGAUACAAAUGUUAAUGCAGAAGAAGUGAGUAAUCCUGCUAGUGAAGUUUGGUUGAAGAAGAAUAAGAUUAGUCCUUGGUCUGGGAAGAAGGAAGUUGUGCAGGGUGAAUUGACUGAAGAACAGAAGAAGUAUGCUGAAGAAUAUGCUAAGAAAAAAGCUGAAGAAAAAGGGGAGAAAGUUGAGACAGGAGAAUUUUUUGCUGAUAAAACUACUUUCCAUGGGAAGGAAGAAAAGGAUUAUCAAGGAAAGUCAUGGAUUUCCCCUCCUAAAGAUGUCAAAGCUUCUAAUGAUCAUUGUUAUAUUCCGAAACGAUGUGUUCAUACUUGGAGUGGUCAUACAAGAGGAGUUUCCGCUAUUAGAUUUUUCCCGAAGUAUGGGCAUUUGAUUCUUUCAGCUGGGAUGGAUACUAAGAUUAAGAUAUGGGAUGUUUUCGGUUCAGGGAAAUGUAUGAGAACUUAUAUGGGGCAUUCGAAGGCUGUUCGUGAUGUAUGUUUUUCGAAUGAUGGGACUAAGUUUUUAAGUGCAGGUUAUGAUAAGAAUAUCAAGUAUUGGGAUACUGAGACGGGUCAGGUAAUCUCCACAUUUUCUACUGGUAAAGUUCCUUAUGUUGUUAAGUUUAACCCUGAUGAUGAUAAACAAAAUGUGUUAUUAGCUGGUAUGAGUGAUAAGAAGAUUGUGCAAUGGGAUAUAAAUAGUGGUGAGAUUACACAAGAGUAUGAUCAACAUUUAGGAGCAGUAAAUACAAUUACUUUUGUUGAUAAUAAUAGGAGGUUUGUUACUUCGAGUGAUGACAAGAGUUUGAGAGUUUGGGAGUUUGGUAUACCUGUUGUUAUCAAGUAUAUUAGUGAACCUCAUAUGCAUUCAAUGCCGUCUAUUUCUGUGCAUCCUAAUACUAAUUGGUUGGCUGCUCAAAGUUUGGAUAAUCAGAUUUUGAUUUAUAGCACAAGGGAGAGGUUUCAGCUUAAUAAGAAGAAAAGGUUUGCAGGGCAUAUUGUUGCUGGGUAUGCUUGCCAAGUUAAUUUUUCGCCUGAUGGUCGUUUUGUUAUGUCCGGAGAUGGCGAGGGUAAAAUGUGGUUUUGGGAUUGGAAAACUUGUAAGGUUUUUAGAACAUUGAAAUGUCAUGAGGGGGUUUGUAUUGGUUGUGAAUGGCACCCCUUGGAGCAAAGUAAGGUGGCUACUUGUGGCUGGGAUGGACUGAUCAAAUAUUGGGACUAAAGACUUUCAAGACAUGUAAUGAAAAAUUUCACGAUGUUAGUCAUUGAGCUUGAGGUCUGCUUUCAGUUUAUACGUCCAUCAGGAAUAAGCAGUACAUUCGGCAGCAAAGAUACAGACGCCUUUCGCUACUCAUGAUGUAAACUCGAGUACGAGCGUGAAGUGUCAUAUGCCUUGCGUCGUUGACAAGAGAAACAAUAUGUUAAGCUGCAAUAGUAAACAAAGUUCAUGUACAAUUAUCAAGUCAACAAUUCAGCUGAGAAGGAUUUUACAAAUUACAAUAGCUUCAUCGUUUUGCUCCUUUUUGCUUCUCUUAAUUUCGAUGUCAAAACUGCAAGAAGCACUUGCAAAUUCCAAGUUUUUGAGGAUCUUUUCGUCACCUUUUUGUGCUAUUUAUAUUUGGUGACUGGCGUUUUUUUUUUACUGUAAUGGGUUUUAUGGACUUCUAAUUUGGGAUUAUAUUUUUUAACCUCACUUAGGUUGGCAAUUAAUAGCAUUGUGGAUUUGUGUACUUGUGGUAAUAUUAUUUUAAAAUUUUAGUACUUAUUUUUAUUUUCUAGCUCCAAAUAUAAAACAAAUUAUGAGUUUUUUCCGU